CUCGCUGUAAUUUUUUCGAUGUGUACGUCUAAGUGAAGUUUACUGUCUAAGAGAAUACCUAAAUCACUAAUUAUAUUUUCUUUAAGAAGAGAUUCAUUGCACAAGGAGUAAUUAAAUUUAAUUAUAUUUUUAUUUUUAGUGAAAUUUAAGUAUUUGCAUUUAGGAAUACUUAAAAUUAACUUGUUAUUAUUACAAUACUCCGAUAAUCUAUUAAGAUCCUGCUGUAACAAAAGACAAUCAUCUAUUGAUUGAAUUUUUUUAUAGACCUUAAGAUCAUCGGCGUGCAAUAAGAAAUUACUGUUACGGAAGCAGUUACCAAUGUCAUUAAUGUAAAUAAUGAAUAAUAGAGGGCCCAAGAUGGAGCCUUGCGGUACGCCUGAAGUAGCCAGAAAUGAGUUAGAAUUGUAUCCAUUAGUCACAACACUCUGGUUACGAUUACUUAUAUAUGACUGGAACCAUCGUAAUAAAUUUCCCCUGAUACCAUUAAACGCAAUCUUGUUCAUUAGGAUUUUGUGGUCAACUCUAUCAAACGCUUUUUUUAAAUCUGUGUAUAUAGCAUCCGUUUGCGCUCUAUUAUCCAUAAUUAUGAUUAAAUAUAGAAGUAGAGAAAAUCAAUAAAUUAGUGACAGUGGAUUUUCGUCUAACAAAGCCAUGUUGUUCAGGUAUUAUGCUUUGUUGGAUGAAAGGAUAUACUUUAUGUUGAACAAGCGAUUCGAAUAAUUUUGCGAGAGUACAUAGGAUGGAAAUAGGUCGGUAGUUCUCAAUAUUUUGUUUGGAUCCACUUUUAUGCACUGGGACUAUAUUAGCUUUCUUCCAGGUCAUAGGGAAUAUACCAGUAGACACACAUUUAUUAAAAAUUACACAUACAGGUUUACUGAUUGUGUUAGCUGUCCAUUUUAAGAAACAAGGGGGUAUCCCGUCAGGUCCCGCCCCUUUUGCAAUGUCUAGCAUUUUUAAUUGGUGACGAAUUUGGUCGAUACUAAACUGUAUUUCAGAGAGAUGACUAUUGUUAUUAAAAUAUAGGUUUGAGGGUGGGCACCAAUCACGUGAUAAGCUUGUUGGCUCGUAUAAAGAUUGAAAAAAUGAUGAAAAAAGAUUACAAAUAUCGAGGGGAUCACUAGCUGUUACGUUGUUAUAGUACAUACGCGAGGGGAUGCCCACCCUAUUUCUACGAUUAGCUAUGUAUGUCCAGAAGUAUUUAACAUUGUGACGAAUACUGUCCUCUACACUUUUAAUGUAAGUAUUGUAGCAUUUAGUACAUUCCUUUUUAAAACGUGUUCUAUACAAGGAGAAUACCUCGUAAUCCGAUAUAUUCCCAUAUAUGUUCCACUUUGGCCACGCUUUUUUUUUAUAUUUAUAUAUAUGAAUUAGGGCUUUCGAAAACCACACAGGAUAAUUAACAUGUUUUGAUUUUGUAAGAGGUACACGAUUUUUGAUGAUACUAUAUAUGAUUAUAAAAAUUAUCAACAGAGUCUUCAGCGGAACUGCCGCUUAAUAUCAUGUCCCAGUCAUGUUCAUUUAUAUCAUUAUUAACGUGAUUGUAAUCUGCUUUACGAAAAUUAUAUUUAAUGGUUUGUUUAGGUCGUAUCAAGUUGAUGUUUAUAUUUAAAGGGAUGAUUGUAUAGAAGGGAGGGCGAUGGCUAUCAGCCUGAAGUAAGUAAUGGUUGGGUAUGAAUACAUGGCAUAGUGUGUUAGAUAUUAGGAGGUCGAGAGUGCGGCCAAGAGCGUUAGUUAAAUAAUUGUAUUGCAUAACAUCGUGUAUAGCCAUAAAAUUUCUCAUACGAUCACAGAUAGAAGAGGUGCCCAUGCAACUCAUGUAGUCGUGAGUAGGGUUCGAUUUUAUCCAGCUAGCUGUCGAGAUGUUAUAAUCACCUAGCAUUAACAAAUCAUCGAAUUUGAUUAAAUUUAUUAUAUGAUUCAUAGAUUCAAAGUGCAGAUCGUAUACAGAGAGAGGUGGGUUAUUUGGUAUAUACAUAUACUGCACAGGGGGCUUACUCUUGAUUUCAAUUCCGAUCGGUCGACAUUGGAAUUGUGACGUUUCGCACUCUUGAGUUCGAUGCUAGCGCCACAUUGGUUUGAAAUUGCGUGUUCAUUAUGGGGAACUAAUUGAAAUCGGAUUGGGCGCUAAACGGUACUCUUGAGUCUAUUUUGACAGCUGCUUAUUGCGCCAAUAUUACGGUGGGAUUGAAUGUUGAUUGUGAUUUUUCCAAUUACUAAAGAGUAACUUUUAAGAAAUUGUUUUGUGUUUUACGUGGUUUUCGUUGGAUAAAAAGUGUUUAAUAUGGCACGAUUAGCGGUAAUGUACAGUGUUUCGUUAAAUUCCCAUAAAAAACAACUGAAACUAAGACGAGAUGAGCGUCGGAUGAUGCGUUACACGGAGAAAGCGUUUUCGAUGAACGAAAACGAGUUUAAAGCCAAUUAUAGGGUGAGCAAGGAUUUGUUUCACGAAAUAUUCGAAAACAUAAAGCCUUUUAUGCAAUCCCCUAAGAGAAGAAGUGAUUUAUUACCAAAAUAUAAGGUUUUAGUGGCAUUGUCCUUUUAUGCUACUGGGAGUUACCAAAGGCUAGUUGGAGGCAGUUAUGGGACCCUAAUGAGUCAGCAAUCUACUUCUCGUUCUAUUCGAGAGGUAACAGCAGCUCUUAACCAUCCCUUAAUACAAAGGAAAUGGAUCAAGUUUCCUCAAACUCGUCGUGAAAGAGAUGCUGUAAAACUGAGAUAGCUGAUUCAGACUUAAGAA
Messenger RNA from Trichoplusia ni (cabbage looper), 2737 nucleotides. RefSeq lists its product as uncharacterized. The record is from RefSeq and is a predicted model, not a curated record. NCBI's taxonomy places the organism in Eukaryota, Metazoa, Arthropoda, Insecta, Lepidoptera, Noctuidae. The transcript has 3 exons. The coding region runs from base 2282 to 2719 and encodes 145 amino acids.